Molecule: messenger RNA, 2053 nt
Organism: Pelobates fuscus (common spadefoot toad)
Lineage: Eukaryota; Metazoa; Chordata; Amphibia; Anura; Pelobatidae
Gene: MAPKAP1
Product: MAPK associated protein 1
Exons: 11
Coding region: 66-1622 (518 amino acids)
Biological process (GO): TORC2 signaling
Cellular component (GO): TORC2 complex; plasma membrane; cytoplasm
Molecular function (GO): phosphatidylinositol-4,5-bisphosphate binding
Source: RefSeq, a predicted model, not a curated record
GUCUAUAAAUAUAUAUGGAUUAUUGGAGCUAGUUCUAAAUCACCCAUGUUUUAUGGGAGCAAAGAAUGGCCUUUUUGGACAAUCCCUUGAUUAUCUUGGCCCAUAUUCGUCAAUCCCAUGUUACAAGCGAUGACACUGGCAUGUGCGAAAUGGUUCUCAUUGACCAUGAUGUGGAUUUGGAAAAGCUGUACCCAACUUCAUUUUCUGGGGAGACCGCUGCAUCGCAGGGGAAUGGAGAGACUCAGGGUUAUGUCUACUCCCAAUCUGUAGAUAUCACAUCUAGUUGGGAUUUUGGAAUAAGGAGGAGAUCAAAUACAGCUCAGAAACUGGAACGUUUGCGGAAAGAAAGGCAGAAUCAGAUAAAGUGUAAAAAUGUGCAGUGGAAGGAUCGCAACACAAGCUAUUCUGUUGAUGAAUUGAGCUCACUGUUUGAAAAGAAGAACUUCAAGGAGAAAGUGUCAAAUUCAGGAAAGCAGUCCAUUCUUUCUGUGCGUCUGGAACAGUGCCCCCUACAGCUAAACAACCCUUUUAACGAGUACUCCAAAUUUGAUGGCAAGGGUCAUGUGGGCACCACUGCAACCAAGAAAAUUGAUGUAUACCUCUCCAUGCAGACCAGCCAAGACAAGAUGCUACCAAUGACCGUAGUUACCAUUGCCAAUGCCAAAGUCCACGACCUUAUUGGACUCAUCUGCUGGCAGUACACAACGGAGGGCAGAGAACCAAAACUCAAUGAUAAUGUGGAUUCAUUCUGCCUUCAUAUCGCUGAGGAUGAUGGAGAAGUUGACACAGAUUUCCCCCCUUUGGAUUCCAAUGAGCCAAUACACAAGUUUGGUUUCAGUACACUUGCUCUGGUGGAGAAGUACUCUUCCCCAGGAUUGGCGGCAAAGCAGUCUCUCUUUGUCAGGAUAAAUGCUGCACAUGGCUUCUCUUUGAUACAAGUGGACAGCACGAAUGUGACUAUGCGAGAGAUCCUGGAGAAAGCUCUGAAACGGAGAAAGGGAUCUCAGAGAAACUCAGGUCCUCAGUAUAGACUGGAGAAGCAGAACCAGCCUAAUAUUCCUGUGGAUUUGGACAGCACGUUGGAUAGUCAAAGUUCCCUGGAGUUUUGCCUGGUGCGAGAGAACAGUUCAAGAGGAGAAGAGCCACAAGAGGAGGAGACACAAAUAGAUAUUGCCACAGUACAAGACAUGCUCAGCAGCCACCACUACAAGUCAUUCAAAGUCAGCAUGAUCCACCGGUUGAGGUUCACUACUGAUGUCCAGCUGGGUAUCUCUGGGGAGAAAGUAGAAAUUGACCCAGUGACUAAUCAGAAAGCCAGCACCAAGUUCUGGAUCAAACAGAAGCCAAUUUCCAUUGACUCAGAUUUGCUUUGUGGAUGCGACCUUGCAGAAGAGAAAAGUCCUAGCCACGCUAUGUUCAAACUGACUUACCUGAGUAACCACGAUUACAAACACCUGUACUUUGAAUCUGAUGCAGCCACAGUUAACGAAAUUGUAUUAAAGGUUAACUACAUCCUGGAGUCACGUGCUAGCACAGCACGAGCAGAUUAUUUUGCACAAAAACAAAGGAAAUUGACCAGAAGAACCAGCUUCAGCUUCCAGAAAGAGAAGAAGGCAGGUUAGGAGUAAGGAUAAGCUCCGCACUGGGGUGCGGUAGGAUUCCAGAGAUCUACGGCAAGCAAGCCACAGACGUCUUCUGUCCUCUUCUUAUGGACACGUGCAAGGUUCACUUAGGAAUAUGAUUGUGGGGUGGAUGAGACAGUCACCCCAAGCUAACUUUUUCCCUUUACCAUACAGAGGAUUUAAACCCUAAACUUCCCAUUGCUUUCCCCACUAGCUGUCCCGCAGGUAUGAUCAGUGGAUGGCGCUAUGUUCACCACCUCAACAGGGUCAGUUUUUGAAUUUUUUUUCUUGAAAGUUGUGGACAUGCUGGAAUGUGACUUAUGAAAUCUUCACUUUUGGCUGUGUUAAAUGCAACAGAUAUGGGUUGCGUGAUUUUGUGUAAGAAUUUGGGAUGUUACAGAAGUGGAUUUCUAAAAUAAAGACUUUUGAGA